Messenger RNA from Cajanus cajan (pigeon pea), 1073 nucleotides. Its product is annotated as C2H2 and C2HC zinc fingers superfamily protein. Gene Ontology annotation, molecular function: DNA-binding transcription factor activity; transcription cis-regulatory region binding. Gene Ontology annotation, biological process: gibberellic acid mediated signaling pathway; trichome morphogenesis; cytokinin-activated signaling pathway. Lineage: Eukaryota; Viridiplantae; Streptophyta; Magnoliopsida; Fabales; Fabaceae. The record is from RefSeq and is a predicted model, not a curated record. Gene Ontology annotation, cellular component: nucleus.
AAUACAAACACAUUAACCCUUGUUGUUCCACACAAACUUUCACUCCCCCUUCUCCAUGGACACCCAACUUGACUACAAAACUCAAAGACCAAACCCCACUUCCCCAACGGCCUUGAAGCUCUUUGGUUUCAGCGUCCACGAAGACAUCACCAUGGAAGACGAGGUCGUCAUGCAUGAUGACGGGGAAGACACACCCUCCAAGGCCACUUCCACCUCCACCUCCCCUUCCCCAUCUCACUCGCCGGAAUCCGCCGCAGCCGGUGCCGCCGACGGACCUCCUUCCUCCGCCGACCGGAAAUACGAGUGCCAAUACUGCUGCCGAGAGUUCGCAAAUUCACAAGCACUUGGCGGCCACCAGAACGCGCACAAGAAAGAGCGUCAACAGCUCAAGCGUGCGCAGUUGCAAGCAACCCGAAACGCCGCCGUUUCGUUCGUGCGAAACCCGAUGAUCUCGGCCUUCGCCCCUCCGCCGCACCUGCUGGCUCCGCCGGGGACCGUGGUGGUCCCGGCGGCCCCGUCCUCGUGGGUGUACGUGCCGCCACGUGCCGCGCCUCCUCCCUUCCACGUGUCAGUGUCGCACGGUUGCGCCUUCCCGUCGGCGAAUGCGUUGAGUAGUAUUAACAGUAACAGUAAUAAUAAUAAUAAUAAUAAUAAUAAUAAUAAUAAUAAUAGCAACGUGGGUGUGAAACCAGUGGGUGCAGGGAUGUUCCCCUGUGUUGGCGUUGUAGGGGAUUCCUCAUUAGCUUUGUCAACGGUGCAGGUUCAGGCCCGGGCCCACCAUGCUAGGAUUGAUGGGCCCUCUUUGAGUAGGUUCUCCAAAGGGGACGGUGGGCCCAAGUUUGAUGAUGCAUGGGGCUUGGACUUGCACCUUAGCCUCGCUCCAGCUGCGCCCUCUUCUCUCUAACCGGCUCGGCUCAGCUUGAAAUUAAGUGAGUGUAACCGUCUCUUUGUUCAGGCUUCACGCGCCCUACAUAUGCCUCUUUCACCUUCAUAUAUUGUACAUUUUUCAUAUUUAAUUGCUAUUUUUUCAAACUAAUUAUUUCACUUACUACGCAUAUAUACAACUGCUCAUA